Messenger RNA from Iphiclides podalirius (scarce swallowtail), 1167 nucleotides. The record is from the annotation of a GenBank genome assembly. Lineage: Eukaryota; Metazoa; Arthropoda; Insecta; Lepidoptera; Papilionidae.
AUGACUAACGAGACAUCGAUGAUGGCGGACGUGAUACGUGAGGUAGUCAGAGACACAUUGGAAAAAGAUGGCCGUGAUAUUUCUGACCUAAAAGUCGAGAGGUUCGAUAGCGGUGGGGCGAACUACACAUCGAUCUUGUACAGAGUCAUCGUAACCACAGCGGGGGAUGAGUUGCGUCUGUUUGCAAAGGUCGCCUCAUUCGGUGAGAUGACGCGAGAUCAUGUCCAAGCCGAUUGGAUAUACUACACUGAACGGUACGUCUACACGAAACUGGCAAAGGUGUACGACGAUAUACAGAGGCGGUAUGCCGUUCCUCUUGAGCACAGGUUCGUCUUCCCCAAGUUCUUUGGCUGUAGCAUGGAGCAGGGCAGCGAGACCGUGGUUACCGAGGACUUGUGCGCGCGAGGGUACAGUUCUUACGAUAGAUUCAGACCUAUGGACUGGGAGUACGCUUCGACGUCGAUGAAGACGCUGGCCAGGUUUCAUGCGCUGUCUUUUGCCUACGAGAAGGAGCAACCGGAGGAGUUCAAGAGGGUCGCCAAAGAGAUGGAGUCAAAAAUGAAUACGGAGGCUGAGAACCUGAAGGAGUUAUGGGUCAAGUUAGUGGAGAACUCGGUAGCGGUGAUCGAAGAAGAGAAAAGAGAAAGAGUGAGGAAGAUAAUGUACGAUGAGAACACGAUGAACGAUUACGCGAAACCAGUGAAGAAGGUCGUGCUAGUGCACGGCGAUUAUAGAUUGAGCAAUUUGCUCUUUAAAAAACAGGACGACGGUCUUGAAGCGGUGGCUGUGGAUUACCAGUUGGUCAACUCGGGCUGUUUGGUGAGCGACAUCGUGUACUUCAUCAGCCUCGGCUCCGACCACCAGUUCCGGGCCAAGUACUUCCACAAGCUCAUCGAUUACUACUACGAGCAACUCGCACUUUCGCUAGAGAGGCUGUCGGUGGAUAUUGUCGACGUUUACCCCAGGGAAACUUUCGAUAUGGAGUUGAAAAAGAAACUUCCACAAAUGGUUUUGCACGGGGUGAUGAUCCUGCCCGCCGUGACGGUGGACCCUGACGAGGCGCCGAAAUUAUCAGACGACGUCGCCAACCUACUGAUGGAGCCCAACGAUUUAUACAAGGAGAGGUUUAACGGAAUCAUCGACGACUGCAUUGAGUGGGGAGUCAUU